Molecule: messenger RNA, 2054 nt
Organism: Nematostella vectensis (starlet sea anemone)
Lineage: Eukaryota; Metazoa; Cnidaria; Anthozoa; Actiniaria; Edwardsiidae
Exons: 6
Coding region: 286-1467 (393 amino acids)
Biological process (GO): carbohydrate metabolic process
Source: RefSeq, a predicted model, not a curated record
GAACAAAGGGAGGCAAGGGUGAGCUUUGUUAUUCUAAGUUCCCUGAAAAUUCUACCCAUAAUUCCUCGGUAGAAGUGGUUCGCCAUAUUGUUGUUGUCAAGCCAGCUCGUGGGGUGUGCAACGAACUCCGGCAGGUCCUAAAUAAUGAAUGUCUCCGCAUCUUGCCUCCUUGUGAGCAUUAUCUAAUUAUUCUGAUCACAAGGGAGAAGACGAAGACAAGGUAUGCUCGCAUGAUGUGAGAAAAAAACAGAAAAUUUAUUGUGCCUACGAGCAUGAGAGGGAACAAUGACAGCUUCAGGUGUCAAAGAAGUAGUGCACAUCAUGAAUGACUUUGCCUCAAAUACUGGUCUGUCAAGUGCAUCAGUAGCUUGUCGUCGGUACCUGUGGACAGAUGCCUUUGCCGUUUGUAAUUACCUAGGGCUCUGGAAAGUGACGAAAGAUGAAAAAUACAGGCAGCUUGCUCUCAGUCUAGUAGACCAAGUUCACAAUGUCCUUGGAAGACAUAGGUCUGAUGACAAAAGAAAAGGAUGGAUCAGCGGCCUUAGUGAGGAACAAGGCAAGCUGCAUCCUACAUCUGGUGGGUUAAGAAUCGGCAAGAAAAUGAUGGAGCGCCAAGUCAAUGAGCCUUAUGAUGAUGAUCUGGAGUGGGAUCGAGACGGGCAAUAUUAUCACUAUCUCACUAAGUGGAUGCAUGCCAUGAAUACUGUUACCUUGGCAACCAGUGAUAACAAGUAUAAUAAAUGGGCUGCAGAGCUAGCACAGGGUACCCAUGAGAAGUUUACUUAUGAUUCUGGAGGAGGGAGAAAGAGGAUGUAUUGGAAGAUGAGCAUUGACCUUAGUUACCCUCUGGUUCAGAGUAUGGGCCAUCAUGACCCACUUGAUGGCUACAUCACAUACCUGCAAAUCCAGAGAACACUCAGGAAACAAGGCACAGAAGGACCAGACCUUUCACAGCAAAUAUCAGACAUGUCCAGUAUAUGCAAGGGCAAAGACUGGGUGACAACCGACCCCCUAGGCCUUGGGGGUCUGCUGUGUGACUGCUAUCGUGUGAUGGUCAUGUUGGAUGAUAAUGACAUUGAAGGUGGUGAAGAGUUGUUAGAAAAGCUGCUUGGCGCUUGCAACACAGGGAUGAAGUCUUACACAGAGGGCAGGUACGGCAACCAGCUGCAGAGACCAGCACAAUAUCGCCUCGCCUUCCGUGAGCUCGGGCUGGCAAUAGGUUUACAAGCCAUUGACCAGAUGCAAAAUCUCCUUAACGAAAACACAGGGCUUAUAACCUGCAACCCUCGCACCAAGACGCUCCUGGACAGCCUGAGGCAAUACGAGCCUCUUGUAGAGACCAUCAACAGUUUCUGGAGUAACCAAAACAACCAGCGUGCUAGUUCCUGGACUGGUCACCUGGAUAUCAAUAUGGUCAUGUGGGCAACUAGUUUGAUGCCCGAUGGCUUCUUCGGCCAGACGUCUUAGGUCAAGGUCAAACGGAUGUCCUUGCGCUGCAACAACAAGACUGCGACGCCUACGACAUACAUUAAGACAAUAUAAGGAAUAUCAUACGGCUUGUCUGUUGUUUUUCUAGACAUGUCAUUGUAAGGGAUUGGUUAGCUCACAGAAUCCUUAGCAUUUCUUCUAAAGGGGUCGUGCCUGGUGGGUCUUUUUCGAUCAAUGAUAAGGCGCGUUCGAGUAUUUCCUACUAAAGGUGUGUAUCCUUUUUGCUAGAGAUGUGGCAAAAGUUCUGAAGAUGUCUAAGUUUUUCAACAGAAAAUAUUUUCUCUAUAGCCUGCGUAGCGGCCAGGCCCCAGCCCCCCCUUCCUACCUCUUGAGCCGCUACGCAGGCUACCCGCUAAAAAUCUAAAAUCUUUGCCUCAAUAAUGGACUUCAAAUAAAACGAUAGACACCUAGGACGCCAUAGACAGAUUAAAGCAAAGCGCAGCAAAAGUGUUUACCGACUGUAGAGAGCAAUGAAAUUCUGCUGCCACUACGCAUUUCUUCUUGAUAAAAUUUAUGAUUGUAAGGAAAUCAUAACCUUGAUAAUAAAGCUUGCCCAACAACCAAAA